ACUGCGUUGGGCACACUUCGCGACCAAUUCUAUAUCACAAAAAAAAUUUUCUGCGGCCAAAUUCGCGUUUUCGAAAACGAGAAUUAACCGGAGAAUCAACGCAUGGAGAACGGAUUAGAGAACGGAGCCCUGGCCGAGGGCGAGCCGGUGGACGAGGCUUCCGAGAACCAGGUGCUGAGCAGCUCAGACGGCGAAGGAGAUGUUGAUGAUCGGGAGGAGGGGGUAGUGCAGCAGCAGCCGCCGCCGCCGCAGCAGCCACCAACAACAAACGAUUUAGUGGCUGCGGGGAGGGAUGGGGGCGGCGAAGGUCCUUUACCCAUGGAUCUUGGACAUGCAGAGUCUGGAGUUCCGGCAUUAGAUGCAGUUGCACCAUCGGCGCUUCUCGAGGACAACCUGUGCGACAAAGACGUGGACAGCGAUGCCGCCGACGAAGACAAUGAUGAUGAGACAAAAGAAAACUAUGAAGGCUUUAAUGGAACUGGACGCACUGUCACCUUGCAGACACUGAUGGCUGCCAAUGUCCUUCAGCCGGGACUGGGUCUGAUGACCAUCGAGUACCUGGGACAGAAAUUUGUCGGCGACCUGCUUGCCGAUGGUAAGAUUAAGUCGCACGAAACAGAGACCGUUUUCCUGACACCCAGCGCCUGGGCCAUGCACUGCAAACGGAUCAUAAAUCCGGAGAAAAAGAGUGGCUGCGGCUGGGCGUCCGUAAAGUACAAGGGCAAGAAGCUAGAUGCCUACAAAAACACCUAUUUGCGGAAGUGCGCUCUGCAAAAGGACAACUCGCCGUUGGACGACAGCGAGUUGGAUGCCGAGCGAAAGUCCGAUUCCCCAGAGGUUGUGGUCAAACGAACUGUAUUCGCCCAUAACACCGUUUCCAAUCGCAAUAUAGUUCACGAUGCCAACAUGCUCAUCGAAUCGGUGCCGUUCACAUCGGUGGGCAAACUACAGCCCUUCCUUAUUACCCUUAAUUCCUCUGCCCUCCUGCUGGCCGACUUCCACAGUCAUUUGACGGUUCGCGAGGUGUGCGGCUACCUGGGCGGCACCUGGGACAUGAACACACACACUCUGUCCAUUACAAAGACAUAUCCGUGUCGGAACACACGAUUCGAUAGACAACGAGCCGGCGAGGUGGAGCGGGAUAUUCAGAAGAUGAUGAUCCAGGAUCAGUUGCUUCUGGUGGGUUGGUACCAUUCACAUCCAAAGUUCCAGGCGGAACCCACGCUGCGGGAUUGCGACUCGCAACUGGACUAUCAGAUUAAGAUGCGCGGUGCCAGCGAUCUGACUUACACGCCUUGUGUUUCCCUGAUUAUAUCUCCUUACUACGACGAGAAUCCCACACUGGAGUCGGUGGUUAAAUGUAUAUGGAUCGUGCCUCCCGGGGAGAGCAAACAAUCGAUGGAGUAUGGUCGGCCCAUGUUAAUGCAGUAUUCGGUGUUACCAGACAAGGAGAUACCUGAGGAGGUGCGCUCUGAGAUUCAGCUGUGCGUGGAUUACUAUUCCCAGUUUCGUGGUGAGGUAGUUCGCUUCCGGAAUAUCUACAACAAUGAGGUCACCUACAACGAGAAGCUCAAGAACACCCUCUACCCUAAGUUCCCAACAAAGCAGAGUGACAAGGCACUUUGGAAUUGGAUUUGCGCGGUGCUCGACUGCGAGCAGGAGGACGACUUUAUACCACCCAAAACCAUUAAGAUUAUUGACAAUGAUGAGUUGGAGGUUAAGGAAGAAGAAAAGCCUGCAGCGGCACAGUUGGAUGUGAAAAUGACGCCGCCAAAGGAAGAGUCAUUGAACGAGGCGGUUACCGCUUUGGAGGAGAGUGUCCGGAAGGCCGAAGAGGAGUCACAGCAGGCUCAGGCAGAGCAGAAAGCCAGCGAGCUGAAAGUGAUGUCGCUUCAGGAGCAGCUCUGCAUGCCCUCAGGCUUGAAUAUGAAUCCGGUGCGAAUGCUGUCGCCACUUGCCACGCCGAACCCCACAUCUGUACUGCCGAAUUUGGCAGCACCAACUACUGGGUUGCUUCCUCCGCAAACCCCGGCCACUUCCAGUGUUCCACCCGCGGCUAUCCCACCUGUAACUACACUGAGUGCUUCGCCCCGCGACAGUCCCAUCACCAUUCAGUCGAACUCGGCCAGUCCCGCCAAGUUUGAAGUACCAGUGCGAGCAUCUCCAUCGCCCGCCAAGUCCGAUACCUCCUCUCACGCCUCCACAUCCGCCUCGACGUCGCGCACCCGAAACUCGCCUGCCCCCAGUCCGGGGAAGUUCAGCGUAAGCGAUAUCGCGAGGAACAGCCCAAGUAUUACGCCGAACAAGUACGAGGUGGUACCAUCAGCAGCCGCUUGUCUGCCCACGGCCAAUGAUCUGAUGGCCGCCAGUCUGGCGCAGCUGGCGGGGCAGCUGCCCCCGAACUUCUUGCAGGGCGACUUGGCUGCCCUCUUCCAACAGCAGCGAAAGGAUUAUGGCAGCUCGUCGCUCAAUCAACUGGCUGCAGCGGCGGCCAAGGUGGGCGGCUCCAAACAGGGAGGUAACUCUAAUGCAGCCUCUGCCCUGAAUGAUCCCAAUGUGGCGGCCGCAGUGGCUGCAUACUCGAACAGUUUCAACAUGCCGCUGCCCACUGCCGGAGUAGGAGGAGUGUCUGGCGGCAACAGCAACUCGCACAGCAACAGCAAGUCCAAGUCGGAACGGUCCUCCAAAUCCUCGUCUUCAUCCUCGUCCUCGAACUCCAGUUCCAACUCGAAUUCGUACAAGACUAAGCUGAUGAAGGAGCUUGAUGAGUUGAAGAACGAUCCGCUGAAGAUGAGUGAGUUAAUCCGCUCGCCGGAAUAUGCGGCGCUACUGCUCCAGCAGGCGGAGGCCUUGGGCGCCACUACACUGGGAACUUUGGGCUUUGGCUCGGACUACAGCUAUUUGACGGGAGCGGGUCUGGGAGUGCCCACACCUGGUGGCCAGCCGUCUAAUUCCUCGAGUGGAAAGUCCUCGAAAUCCUCGCCCGCUGCUGCGGCGGCGGCUGCCCUCAGUGCCGACUACAACAACUUGAUUCAGGCCUCGAAGCUGCUCGGCUACGACUCCUAUAUGCAGCAGAGCAAGCAGAGCAACGACCUCAACGCGUUUCUGCAGCAGCAAAUGGCGGCCGUGGCAGCGGCGUCUAUUCCUCCGCCAGUCUCAGCGGUUGGUGGUUCCAACAGCAGCUCCUCCAAGAAGCAGCAGCAGCAACAACAACAGCAGCAGCAGGCGGACUACACUGCCCUCCUGCAGACCUACACCAAGUUGUUCGAUCCCAACAACCAAUUCGCAGCAGCCAUGUCGUCGAACAAGCACAUGGCUGGAGCCCACAACGAACUCUCCGCACUGCUGUCCGCUGGCGUGGGAGUGCCUGGAGGAUCUGCGGGUGGUGGGGGAGGAGGAGGAUCAUCCAAGCAGAAACAGAAGGACAUUCAGAGCGACAUGUUGAAUCAGCUAUUGCAGUUGGAGAAACAAGACUCGGAGAUCAAGGCGCUACUGUAUCGUCAAAACAAGGCCGCCGCCGAUCUGGACGCACUCUUUGCCACUCCCACGGGAGCAGGUGCCCCUGGCAACUCUAUGAAGGCUGGUGGUUCUUCAGCUGCUCCAGGAGCACCCUCACCCUCGUCGCUUUCUAAUCCGGCUGCUUAUUACAAUGCCCUCGCUCAGGAGAAGAUGCAGGACUACGCCGCCUUCUUCCAGCAGCAGCAUGGAAAGUAUGGAAUACCCGAUCCGUUGUCCAAGUCCACCUUGGCGGCCAACAACAUGUUUAUGUCGCCGUCGGCGCUCUUCAAGAUCCAGCAAGAAUCGCUCUCGGCCAUGAUGAUGAAGCCGCCGAAAUCGACGACACCUUCGUCGGCACGCACCCGGGAAUCGUCGGCGUCGCCAGCUCUGGAACGGCUGACGCCUACCAAGUCGGCCAGCAGCGGGGGCGGCGGCAAUAGCAACUCCAACUCUGGUGGCAAGUACAACUUCAGUGCCGUCGACUUGGCCAUAUCCAGUGUGCCCUCGAACACCCCAUCGCCGGCUCCUUCCGACGGCAGCAGCAGUUCUUCGCAUCGUCGGCCCUCUCCGGACCUGAGCCGCCUCUACGGCGAGUUGGCGCCUCCGGGAGCCCUCCUUGGCAGCGGUGGAGUCGGGUUGCCCAAGAAGCGCAUGGAGUUCGCGUCUGUAGCCGAUCUGGCCGCUCCGCCUCCGGCCAAGAUGCCCAAGAACAGCAUGGGCGAUGACAUACUCAACCUGUCGCACGAUUAGGAUAGUCGGAGCGGCAGCAUUUCCCCAGCAGUAUCUAUUUCCAUACGUAAUCCAUUAAUGUACCAGUGUCCGGUGUCAUUUUAAUCGCCCAAUCAGUAUCCAUUCGGUACAAGUAUUUCAUAUAAUUUCCCUUAUUUCCAUAAGUUACUUUUCGCUAAGUGUAAAGUCCAUUAAUCAGAACUAUCCAACUGAUGGCAG
Messenger RNA from Drosophila bipectinata, 4446 nucleotides. Its product is annotated as MPN domain-containing protein CG4751. NCBI's taxonomy places the organism in Eukaryota, Metazoa, Arthropoda, Insecta, Diptera, Drosophilidae. Gene Ontology annotation, molecular function: metallopeptidase activity; protein binding. The record is from RefSeq and is a predicted model, not a curated record.